UGUUGAACAAGUUACUUCAGGACCUGCUCAAAUAUAUAAACGAAAGUUAUAAUAUAGAAAUGAAAUAUGUAUAUAAAAACAGACAAAGAACCGUAAGAUAAGAUAAAAUUUCAUAAUACAUUACAAAAUACAUAUUUUAAGGUAAAUACCGAUACUACAUCCAUAAGUAAUAAUUUUCGUACAUUCCAUACUAGUAUCUAUAAUUACGAAAUAAUCAACAUUUUUAGAAAAUGCAACAAGUGGCUGAUAACGUAUCUCGCAUAUAUAUUUUUCAUCGGAGGCUAGAGUCCAAGUAUAAGAACGUAAAUGAAAUACAUGAUCCAAAGGAUUCGUAAUCGGAUCUCUUUGGACUUGAUAUACUUGUUCCUUCUGUAAUGAAUAAAUUAAAUAAAAAUAGUCAGUACGUAGAAAAUUUCAUUUUCUUCCACGAAUCUAUUAAUAAAACAAUUUGUAAAAAAACCUAUAAAGAAGAAUAAAAUGGAAAACUUAUAAUAAUUAUUUACAAAGCGAUCCACUUCAUCGAUUUCAAUGACCUUGAAAUAUAUGCUGUCAAGGUGAAUGUAUUGAAUAAUUUUGCACAUUGGGUUGUUCAAAAAAUGUCUUGCAUUUUUAUUAUAAAUUUCUAUAAAAUAAUGAAAUGUUGGAGCAAAUAUGAUUCUUAAUUGGAUACUAAAGAGGACUAAGGAGAAAUAUUUAAAAUUCGUUAAUAAAACAGGUUUCUUUUUUUCAGUGAGAUAAUGUUGAACCUCAUAUAUCCAAGAAGUUUUUAAUUUUAGUUGUAUUCACUUGUAUUUAUCCCACGCAUCGAAUAUUCGUGUUUCGUUAUUAUUUAUUUGGAUCUUUACAAAACUUAUUCGGAAAGUUUAGGCACGAAAUUAAAUACCUUAAAUGCUUGUAAAGAUUAUUUGAAGGAAUUGUCCGACAAAGACGAAAAAAUUAAGAAAAGGCUCGUAAAAUCAUAAGUAGUAGUAUAGUAAUAUUCCUUUAAGGAUUUAGACAUACACAUCAUCGACUGGUAAUGGUGACGUUACCCAUAUUCUUUAUGGCUUUUUGACAGUACCUGUAAAAAAUGGCUCGUCGGAGUGUCUUAAGUCUUCUAUACUUAUUAUAUUUCGCAAACAAUUGUAUGAAUUAUAGUUUGUGUACGUUCUAUAAUAAUUAUUACGAAGAAUAUGGAUUGGAGUCGGAGAAGUUGUGUCAUAUACUUGGUAAAGUGUCAACUAUAGACAUUAAAAUCGGUGCGGCGAUUGUACGGCCGAAGUACAUGCUGGACCGAUGGAAUGUUCGUGCUAAUGUUCAUUGUAAAUUUAAAUUUAUUACGGCCAAAGGUUAUGGAUUAUUUGGAGUCAUUCAAAAAAUGUCUUUCAGAAGAAACGGAACACAGUGUCUGGAUUAUGUACAAUUUAAAAGAAAAGAUUUUCAUAAGACAGAGAAGUUUUGUGGUUUAAUUGAUCGCAGUAAUAUGAAGUAUACAGUUCAUGAGUCAGAAGAUCAUUCUGAAUCACAAUCAUUAUCAGAGAUUUAUGCCGAAUAUGAUCCAAGCAAUCAUAAAUCUAAUGCAGAAUUAGAAACUGAAAUAUUUAUAUCAAAAGAGAAGUUAGAAGAAGGAGAGUUUCUUGCUAUUCGCAUUGCUUAUACAACAUUCGGAAAUUGCAGUAAUGUGGGCUACAAGAGAUACAAACUAAUCGGUCAUGAUACCUGUCUGCUAAAUGAAUACUUUUGCGAUGGCGUUUACAAUUGUAUACCAGGUAUUUGUUCUGAUGAGGAUAAUUGUCCCCAUGAAAUUAUUAGCUCUGGCACUGGUACAAAUGUAACAAUAGGUGCAGUGAGUACCAUGAUUAUAUGCUUUAUUUUAUUCAUUGUGUGUUUAUGGAUAUGUAAAAGGUCACAAAAAUUAUGUUGGUCUAUCGAUUGCGCCGAUUCAAACGUGUGUUCGAGACCAGAACCAUUAUCACGUGAUACAGAGGGAUCUGUAAAUCCAUCAGUUCCCUCAGCACCAAUGUUAGAAGUCGCAGUUCCUUCAUCGGUUGCUGAUAAAGAUUUACCACCUAGUUAUGAUUCCCUGUUUCCAGAACAAAGUAACCCUGCUAGAUCAUAAUAGUAAAUGCAAGUUAUUAUAUGUAAUUAAUUUGUACUGACUUGUUAUCUAAUGUUUUAAUUAGAUAUUGUUGUACACAAUGCAGUCUUCAGAUAUAUGGUAUGAAUGAGUGCCUUUUUGAAUGAACCAGAUAUAAUCACAUACAAGUGAUCGAUAAGAAUACCGAAUUUCUUUUUAGUAUUUUAUACCAACUAUUUUGUCAAUGUUGUAUACACUAGCAUUUAUGAUACUGAAUAUUUUUAUAUUUUAUAUAACUUGUUCUACAAAACUAUAUUGAGAUAUAAGUACAUACAAGAUCCGUAAUGUAUAAAAUAUAAAUAGCCACUACGUAUGGUCAAUUAUUCAAAAACGAAAAGUACUAUUUUAGAACAAAAACCUGUUCAUAGUUUAUAAGUCGCUUUUAAUGUUGAAAAAAUACAGUAUUUAAUAAAUAUAAUAUUUAUACAA
Messenger RNA from Bombus pyrosoma, 2545 nucleotides. RefSeq lists its product as uncharacterized. The transcript has 5 exons. The coding region runs from base 1070 to 2098 and encodes 342 amino acids. Lineage: Eukaryota; Metazoa; Arthropoda; Insecta; Hymenoptera; Apidae. The record is from RefSeq and is a predicted model, not a curated record.